GCUUCCUCUCCUCCUCCUGGCACAUCACCUCCAAAGGCAUGUUCGCCGGCUCCUGCAUCGGCGUAAUCCUACUCGUCAUCAGCCUCGAAUUCCUGCGCCGCGCCGGCAAAGAAUACGACCGCUUCAUCAUCGCGCAAUACACGCGCUCGCUCGCGCCCUCCCCCCCGUCCGCCGCCUCCUCCGACGCCGGCAACCACGCAAAGAACGGCGCCACGUCCUCCGCCGCCGCUGCCGCAUGCACGCCUGUCGCGACCCAGCGCUUCCGCCCGAACGUGCUGCAGCAGGCUAUCCGCGCGUUGCUGCACAUGCUCCAGUUCGCCGUCGCCUAUUUCAUCAUGCUGCUCGCUAUGUACUACAAUGGCUACAUCAUCAUCUGCAUCUUUAUUGGUGCCUAUCUGGGGUACUUUAUCUUUGGGUGGGAGAGCUUCAAUAUCAGUCAGAAGGGCGGCGAUCGCAUGCAGGAGAAUGUUACUGUGUGCUGCGGUUGAGGAGGGGAGGGCAGGCGAGGUGCGGGUGCGUGCGUGCAGGGCUGGAAUACAUACAAAUUGGACGUUUGCUCGUUCGUUCGUUCUGGCAGCGUUGCGGUUGCGACUAGUGUAGCUGCAGUGCUCGUUAUAACUGCUGGUCGUAGUAAUGGUAAUACGAGGGCGGGAUGUGGAUGGGCGAUGAUCAUUCAUCGCAGACUGCACUGCACCACACCGCACCGCACCAGCUCGACGGAGUAGCAAAAUUGGAGCAAACAAACCAAACUCUCACUGAGUUCCUUCACACAAUCCACAGGUGCGACACAUUGAUGAGAUGGUAGCCAUCCUUCCGUAAAGACUGACUUC
Trematosphaeria pertusa is the source of this 830-nucleotide messenger RNA. RefSeq lists its product as uncharacterized. The transcript has a single exon. The record is from RefSeq and is a predicted model, not a curated record. Gene Ontology annotation, molecular function: copper ion transmembrane transporter activity. The coding region runs from base 39 to 488 and encodes 149 amino acids. Gene Ontology annotation, cellular component: membrane. NCBI's taxonomy places the organism in Eukaryota, Fungi, Ascomycota, Dothideomycetes, Pleosporales, Trematosphaeriaceae. Gene Ontology annotation, biological process: copper ion transmembrane transport.